Messenger RNA from Balaenoptera acutorostrata (minke whale), 1438 nucleotides. Its product is annotated as heterogeneous nuclear ribonucleoprotein A1-like 3. NCBI's taxonomy places the organism in Eukaryota, Metazoa, Chordata, Mammalia, Artiodactyla, Balaenopteridae. Bases 479 to 1306 code for a protein of 275 amino acids. The record is from RefSeq and is a predicted model, not a curated record. Gene Ontology annotation, molecular function: RNA binding. The transcript has 3 exons.
AAGCGGAGACCUGAGAGAGAAGGUCGCGCAGCUGAGCUUAAGUUUUCCCUUCUAGUGUUGAGUCUGUGCUGCGCGGACCCCCUUACUCCAUCUUUAGGGUCUCCGAGGUUCUGCGGGCGUAACAGCCCAGCGCCCGCCGUCCGCCCCAGGAUAGACCUCUAAAGACUCAUGUUGUCUGAGGAAGAAGCCUGGAAGAGGAGGAAGAGGAAAGAACUGGAGUCUGCAAUGGCUCUUUCUCAGUUGUUUGAUCCCAAAUCAAAAAGGCACCUGUUGAGAUUACUCCUCUCUGCCCUUGGAUGCCGCCGAGUCAGCAUCGUUGACGUCUCCCCACUCCACCGCCAUCGUGUCUAAGUCAGAGUCUCCGAAAGAGCCCGAACAGCUGCGCAAGCUCUUCAUCGGAGGUUUGAGCUUUGAAACAACUGAUGAGAGUCUGAGGAGCCCUUGUGAGCAGUGGGGAGCGCUCACAGAUUGUGUGGUAAUGAGGGAUCCAAACACCAAGCGCUCCAGAGGCUUUGGGUUUGUCACAUAUGCCACUGUGGAGGAGGUGGAGGAGGCCAUGCAGGCAAGGCCACACAAGGUGGAUGGGAGAGUUGUGGAACCAAAGAGGGCCGUCUCAAGAGAAGAUUCUCAAAGACCUGGUGCCCACUUAACCGUGAAAAAGAUUUUUGUUGGUGGCAUUAAAGAAGAUGCUGAAGAACAUCACCUAAGAGAUUGUUUUGAACAGCAGGGGAAAACUGAAGUGACUGAAAUCAUGACUGAGCAAGGUAGUGGCAAAAAGAGAGGCUUUGCUUUCGUAACCUUUGAUGACCAUGACUCUGUAGACAAGACUGUCAGUCCGAAAUACCACACUGUGAAUGGCCACAACUGUGAAGUAAGGAAAGCCCUAUCUAAGCAAGAGAUGGCUAGUGCCUCAUCCAGCCAAAGAGGUCAGAGUGGUUCUGGAAACUUUGGUGGUGGUCACGGAGGUGGUUUUGGUGGGAAUGACAGCUUCGGUCGUGGAGGAGACUACAGUGGCCGAGGUGGCUUUGGUGGCAGCCGUGGUGGCGGUGGAUAUGGUGGCAGUGGGGAUGGCUAUAAUGGAUUCGGUAACGAUGGAAGCAAUUUUGGAGGCGGCGGAAGCUACAAUGAUUCUGGCAAUUACAACAACCAAUCUUCACAUUUUGGACCCAUGAAAGGAGGAAACUUUGGAGGCAGAAGUGCUGGCCCCUGUGGUGGUGGAGACCAAUACUUUGCCAAACCCCGAAACCAAGGUGGCUGUGGCGGUUCCAGCAGCAGCAGGAGCUAUGGCAGGGGCACAAGGUUUUAACUACUGCCAGGAAACAAAGCUCAGCAGGAGAGGAGAGCCAGAGAAGUGACAGGGAAGCUACAGGUUACAACAGAUUUGUGAACUCAGCCAAGCACAGUGGUGGCAGGGCCUAGCUGCUACAAAGAAGACAUG